CGGAAAGAUUCGUGAAUGAACACUAUGUGGCGCUGUUCAGCGCUUCCAAUAAAUGUUCACUAAAUAAACGGCUAAACAAUGAUAGUUUACGCAACGAUUUUCGAUGUAACAUGUUCAGGAUAAAAUAUUGUUUCAUUAUAUUUUUUUUCAUCACAAGGAAACGCGGAACCAAAUCUUGUAGAUCUUAUAGAAAUAAUCAUGAUAUCAUCAACGUGGAAGAGAUUGUUUAUUGAUGAUUCCUAUUUGAAGAAAAACUCUUCAGAAUAAGUCCCAGUGCCUGAAAUUUUUUUUUUCACUUUUUAUUUGAAAAUUUGGUACAAAAACCUUCAUAUGAUUUAAUAUAGUUUCUUUAAGUGCAUGCGCAUAGUGCGAUGUCGCAAUAAAAACAAACAACCCUUUAGUAUAUAGAUAAUGGAACUACCCUUCUGGGUCUCGGCAAUUUGAACCAUAAAACGGGGGCGGGGGGGAUAAAUGCAAAUACCUUUCGCGGUCUAAACACGUGAUGUUAAACGUUAGCGCUACUAGCGGUCAACAACUGUAAGAGAUCCCUGGAUACCGUUUUUGAUCCCACCAGAAACUGACCGUGUGGUCUCUUUUUCUUUUUGGUCUCCGUAUUGUGGACUUUGACCCACAAGAAAUUUUGACGUCACGUAUAGGAGUGGUAAAAGAACGUGGUUAAAGUGGAUUCCCAGUGAACUCAAAAAUUGAUACCUUUUUAACCGACUCCUGGUAAUGUAAUUAAUUUAAAAAUCCUCUGAUUGCAUUCUGGCACCUCGUUAACAAUACGAAUUCUUUUAUCUCUCCCGCAAAAGAGGAAAAUCCUCUCUCCAAUGAUAGUUUCCACGAAUUGACAAUUUACAAUAUGUGAUUUAAUUCUCUUUGUUGAAAGUGAAUCGUUCUCCUAAUUUAUUUACUAUCCAAUAGACUGAUAGAUUGAGACGUGGGACGUGCUAGACUGUUAGCAAAUUACUCGGGAAUUUAAAAUGCAAAUCCGGAAAUUUUGCUAUUGACGAGUCAUUUGAUAUCGCGCAGGUGAUUCAAAAUUAUAAAAAUUCUAGCAAAUGUUUAUUUCAGUUUCCAGUUCAUUGUACUCACGUAAAAUUAUCUCCCACAUAUUUCCCGACGACCAGAGUUGAUGCGCUUCAUAAAGUCAUUGAUGAAUGCUAUAUAAACGAAUUAUCAUUCCUUGAUGAUGAGUUUUGAAAUCACUCAAUAUCCAAAUUUGGAAGUGAUCAGGAAAGACGCUUUGACGUAGGAAGUCGGAGGGAUACGAUGAUUGUCCUUUACGAGGUAAAUCGGUUCACUGAGCAGCGGCAGCUGGGGCUGGAGAUAAGGCAUAUGUACACCCCCACAAGGUGGCUCGUUCCACUGGAACAGCACAUGCUUCCGAGACGGCCAAGGAUUUAUCUCCAUAUCACUCACUAUCACCGAAACCCCGAAAACCUCUCCCUGACCCAUUGAAAACUGUCAUCACCCCCUUCCAGAUGAAAAACAAUCAUUCACAAGGCCAUGAAGCAUUCGCAGUGUGAUUCAGAAAAUUUAAGAAGUGUGAAAAUACCCAUUCACGUCACUCAACCGUGAAAUUUUCGAUUUACUUCUCCAAUGAGUCAGUGCUAUCGCAUUUUUCCCCGUUUAACCCCCGCACGAGCCACUCUUCUCCAGCACAUGGGACUCCACUCUUGCGCGCAGUUUCGAGAUUCUGCUGCCAGCAUCAGGUCUCCAGUGUGUUAGCAACCAUCACCGCAACCAUGGCGGAUAAAUCAGAGAGAGUCCCGGAGCAUCAGAGAAAACAAAUUGAAAUAGCAAAGAAAGAACUUCAAGUUAUCCUGAAGAAAAUUGAAGUCCAGGGACUCAUCUCCAGGUGCUUUGGACUCCGGCGAGCUUCUUCAUUGCUCUGCACUUCAAAAACAUUACGACUGAGUGGACGACAUCUGGUGUGUCUUGGUGUUCUCUGUUACAUCAGUUAUUAUUUCGCCAACGAUUAUUUCUUCUCCCACCGUCAUCAAAAGUGUCUAGUGGAGACUCCCACAAUGUUUCAAAGGAUUUUCCGGCCCGCUGAGGACUGCUCUAUCUGUCAGGACGUUCAACAGGUUGAAAAACUUGCCAAUGUCGAACCCGAGGUUUUUGAAGAGCGUUAUGCAUAUUCAGGAAAGCCUGUUGUGAUAACCGAUGCAACGAGCGAUUGGUCGGCUACGAGGGUCUUUUCAUUUGGAUUCUUCAAGACACUUUAUCAAGAUCGAGAUGCCAACUGUCAGUUUUUCCCUUAUAAAACGGACUUUGGAAGCUUGAGGGAGGUGUUUAAUAUGACGGAGGAUCGAGCGAGGUUGAGGCCGGGGAGUCAACCUUGGAGUAAUUGUGAUGAAGAAAUUGGCACAAUACUUCGCCAACAUUACCACCGCCCCUACUUUCUCCCAGCGCUGGCCGAGAGUGAAAAAACUGAUUGGAUUUUCAUGGGAAGUUCCGGUUACGGUGCCCCAAUGCACGUCGAUGAUGUGGAGCACGCUUCGUGGCAGGCGCAACUGAAGGGAUCCAAGCUAUGGAUACUCGAACCACCGAGAGAGUGUCAUUACACAUGUGCUCGGGUCGAAGUUGUCGUCGAGCCCGGAGAAAUAAUAAUUCUGGAUACGAAUCGAUGGUAUCACCAGACCCGAAUAAUUUCCGAGGACCUGAGCAUUACAAUCGGUGCGGAAUACGAUUAAAUCCCCCUAAAAAAAAUCGACAAAGAAAUCCUUAGCAACAAAAAAAAACUAUAUCGAAUUUUAAUGACCCGCAUAUGCGCAUCGCCCUCCUCCCAUAUCGAUCUUUACGUGAAAACAAUUCGCCUUCCCACUGAUUAGUAAUCCACGGACUAACAUGAUAAUUUCACCGAUUUCCGUUAUGUAUUAAUGAACAACAAAUGUUUAAAAGCUAAUUACGUGAGAAAUAUAAUUUCAGUGGCGCUCAAUAUCAAUUGGGGUAUUAAGUAUAAAAUGAGUAUUUUUUAUUUCAAAACAAAAAUGAAAAAGUCUGAACCGUUUGAGCAAAAGUUUGGAGUUUGUCGUGACGUCAUAGGUCAGACACUUUCAUUCGUUUAUAACUCCUUCACCCUUGAGAAAUAUAAGGACUGAACAUGACUGAAUCUGCAAAAGAUACUUGAUUGCCUUUAAAGUUCUUUAUGUAUCAUAAGAAGGGGUAACCCAUGGGCAUCAGUGCUGUUCACUGAAUGGUAUCACCCCAGAAACUUCGAAUCGUGCCUCUGGCCAUUGGCCGUGACGUGUACGUAAUUAUGUCACGUGCCCAUACGAUCGUGCACUACUGACGCUGAAGAGUCCACUGGUGUGAGUUCUAGUAAGGCACAAGGGGGUCCCAAUGCGGUUUCACCCGGCUUCAAUAUCUAAACGUUUCCCCACUAUCCCACCUACACCGAGACAUACAUGUAAACGCGAUGUACAUAUAUACACAUACGGGCGGAUUUGGAUACGUGAAAGAGGAAACGGUUUGGUAGCACGAGUCCCUCCACGCAGAUGGUACACAAGCUCACACCUGGCGGCAGGUGAGCCCUUCUAUUGCAUUUUACCCCACCAGAUACUACGGUUUUUUGACCCCCCGUACGAAGGAAAAAAUAAGGAGAAAUAGAAUAGUGGAGGCACCUCCCCGUGGGUCCUCACCAUGUGUACGAUCAUAUGUUCGACCUCCUGUUUCAAGGGGAUUGUUAAAGAUCCAGAUGGGAAUGGGUCGAUUCAUUCAUGUAGCCGAAUAAAAUGUGGUUGUGGGGAUGUUCCAGUUAUUGAAAUUAACGAUAUCCCAGUACUUUGGUGAUUUUCCCUUCCCUAAAAUCUCUUUGAACACUCGAACAUCAUUCAAUUUUCCAGAUUGCAAUUUAAAUUUCGAUUUCCCAUCAUUCAUCAUCAUAGGUCAGGGAAUUUCCGAUGUUUAUGCGAUUCUUUUAGUUCAUUACUCUCGGGUAUUUCCAUCAGAUUAAUCCACCGAUCCCCGAGUGAUGUCGAUCUGUCCCAGUGGACAGGUAUGUUUUACGCGUACUGCUACAUAAUUAUAGAUAUUGAUUUCUGGAGGAAACCGACCUGCUAAGGGAGAAUAGAUGUGACUCUACUAGUACCACACAUUCUGUACAAUUGGAGUGGUAUGCGAGAGUGGUGAAGGGUGUGUGUGACGCCAGGAAACAGGGCAGGUUGACGAUGAGAUUAGAUUGUUCCGCAAAUUGGUAAAUCCAUCGAUCCAUUUUGUCCUCGUAAAGGAAAGCGAUCCAAUGCUUCUACUGUCUUAUCGUAUUUCUUUAUUUACUUUUUGAAGAACGGAUGGGCAUAUUGUGAGUUAUUCCGAGAGAGAGAGAGGGAGGUGAAAUUAAUUUGGCUUCCUCACGAGCUCUCUUCAUAAAUGAAACUUGAGGAGCUUCGUGGUUUUAUGUUACGUUUAAUAAUCAUAAUAAUGUGAUACUGACCAUUUAAAAUGGCUUGCACGCGCUCGUUAACUUAUGCUCCUUCGAAAUGAAAAAACAUUUCAUCAAGACAAUACAAGAGAGUGAACUUCAGCGGUGAAAAACAUAGCGCAAACGAGUCUCUCCGUUAAUUAGGAAAAAUUAAUUAUCAGAAAUUAUCAAAAAUCAAAUUGCCCGCAUGGUCUCUAAACCCCGUUUUCCGAGCGAUGAAUCUCGAAGAAACUGAGAAAUGAACAUAAAACCGCGUCCAGUGUUGUCUCCUCAUGCUCCAUGUACAUCCUCUCAUGUGCAUUCUAUUACAUAGAAAACCCUGAAGUUGUAUUAUCCGUCUCACCCUCAACUCUUCACAUAGAUCACAUACAUUUUCGUACGUACCCGCGCAUCACCGUGCGCAAGCGGUGACCAGAGUGUCUACACGUACACAUCGCCCUCACCCUCGUUGUGUACACCGAGUACAUACAUAUCGGUCGGUCCUAUCGAUUAUUUUCUCCAUGUGGAACUUUCCCCUAUUCUCUACUUGCGCCCCUCCCCACUUGGCGUCGCGACGCCCCGGUAUAGAGCGAGGAUAUCGACGUUACAUCGUCGAGUCACCCUUAACUCCCCCCCUAUCUCACCCCUCCACUCCCCCCCGGGCACUGCGGAAGCACAAGUCCACGGUUCCCCACGAGUCCAUCAAAAUUACUCAUCAUUUUUUAUCUACCCAGAGACUUGAAAAUUCAAAUGUCCUUCACUCUCCCGAAAAAACUUAAUCCAUCCGCGUUAUCAGUAGCCAUAUAGCCAUAGUUAUCACUCGCGAUGUGUCAAUUUGUCACAUCACCUGCGAGACCAACGGCAAAGAACAUCAGUCGCGCAAAAUUACCGCUCAAAUUUCCAAAUUCCAAUUUGUUUCUGCACCAAAAUAAAUCAUCAAAUCACACUAGACCAUUCCCCGAUGACCCCGGGCUCCGCAACCAAAAUAAUCCACCCCUGAACCCACCCCAGUUAUAUUCCAACCCCACAUUCAUCCCCACCCAAGUCACCCCACAACCCCUCGUAUCGAGUUCGUUACAGAUCCCCGUUAGCAAGAUCGCUACCCCUGACUCCCCUCUACACUAGCGCCACCAACGCCCCCCCUACCGCCCCUCGUCCUCGUCCAUGAUUUGCGCAACCUCCGUUUUGGUCAGCUAAACGCGCUUUUCUUCUCGGCUUCAAUCCUCAAAAGUCCUUCGCUCCAUCUGCGUUCAAGUGAAUAUCAACAUCUCCACGUUAUCACCAACAACCCCUCAACAUCGUCAAAUCAAUACCAAAUCAAUUGUUCCUAAUCCAUUGUAAAAAACAAUCUGCAAAAACUGGAGAAUUUGGCGUGUGAAACUUCGAAACCGAAGCGCGUGCGCUCGUCAGAUACAUCGUCAACGCACGCAGACAAAGCGAUCUCAGGGAAAAUAUUCACGAGUGUGAAGGAGACAGAACCCCAAUGUUCUCACACGUAUGACAAGCACACAACACGCACACGUACACAAAAGGAAGAAGAGAAACGCCGGGUUAGGGGACUGCAGAAGGAGGAUAAAAGGGGAAGGGGGCGAUUGAAGCGUCGCGCGUGCAGAUACGUGAGUUAAGGUAAGACCCUGGCGGCAGACAAAAAGUCUCAUUUUCCCGCGAUGCUGAUGCUACGGUCGAC
Messenger RNA from Diachasmimorpha longicaudata, 6092 nucleotides. RefSeq lists its product as uncharacterized. Gene Ontology annotation, molecular function: 2-oxoglutarate-dependent dioxygenase activity. Bases 1749 to 2699 code for a protein of 316 amino acids. The transcript is spliced from 6 exons. Lineage: Eukaryota; Metazoa; Arthropoda; Insecta; Hymenoptera; Braconidae. The record is from RefSeq and is a predicted model, not a curated record.